Molecule: messenger RNA, 4718 nt
Organism: Acanthochromis polyacanthus (spiny chromis)
Lineage: Eukaryota; Metazoa; Chordata; Actinopteri; Pomacentridae
Product: Krueppel-like factor 15
Exons: 3
Coding region: 238-1929 (563 amino acids)
Biological process (GO): regulation of transcription by RNA polymerase II
Molecular function (GO): DNA-binding transcription factor activity, RNA polymerase II-specific; RNA polymerase II cis-regulatory region sequence-specific DNA binding
Source: RefSeq, a predicted model, not a curated record
GAGAGAGAGAGAGAGAGAGAGAGAGAGAGAAAGUGUGUGGAGGUUUACUGUGCGGUGGAGUUAUAUUGCCAUUACGCACUGUUACGCACCGAGACAUACUUCCAGGAGUAGAACGCUGAGCGUAAAGGAGCGGGAUUUUGGAUUCCUUUGGUAUACAGGAAGAAGAAAAAAGUUUUCAUUUACGUUCAGAACAUCUUCAGAGCGGAGCAGAGUCAGCUGCCAUUCAUCUGCACAGGAAUGGUGGAUCACUUGCCGAUUGGUGAGGAGACCUUCCUGUAUUGUAUCGGCUCCCCAAGGUCUGACUACAGCUGCCUCUGUCGCCUCCCUAAUGAUGGCAUGUCACCAGGCAUCAUGGUAAUGGACGCGUGCAUCUACCACCAACACCCCUACCAAGGGGUGACGCUGUCGUCCUCCCCUCACCUCUCUGAGGACGACCUCAGUGACUCCUCCAGCCCUCGUUCAUCCCUCUGCUCCAGCCCUGAGUCCUCAUCGCCAGCGUCGCGGCACAUCCUCGGUUCCAGCUAUGAAAGCAGGAGCAGCAGGAGCAGUGGGAGCUGCAGCUCCUCAGGAGGAGAGAGUCAAGACAGUCUGCUGGACCUCCUGCUCUCACAGACCUCCAUUACCACCUCAUUAAGCUCUAACGCCAGCAGCAGCUCUCUUUCUUCUCCUCUUUCAUCCUCUCUUUGCCUCUCUUCCCCACCCUCAUCUACCUCCUCGUCUCCCACUGCCCCAUUUUUGCCCAUGGGCCUGGCUUGGGAGUCCAAGAGGGAACAGCGGCUAAGUCUCCUCCAGCAACAGGCCAAAGAGGACUCGUACGAGUUUCCAGUCUUCCUUGAUGAGCUACAGGAUCCUGCAGCGCUCCUCUUUCAGCCCACUCUGGAGGAGAUCGAGGAGUUCCUAGAGGAGAACAUGGUGGUGACAGUGGAGAAAGAGGAGGAGGGGAGCGAUGAGGCCAUGUCACCUACGUCAGAGGAUGCUGAGGCAGAAACAUCAGGAACAUUAGCAGCAGAACUUGUAUCAGUGUUGCAGAACUCCGAUCAGACUGUUCCUGUGGCUCAUUCUCCCCUCUCCUCCUACACAGAGACCAAACAUGCACUACAUGCAGCAGACAUGGACAGCUCAUCAUCAACAGUGGAUGCUAGCUGUGUCACUAGUUCUACCAACAGUUGUGUUGAUGGGAUCAAACAGGAGGAAUGUGGAUCAUCAUCAACCGCAUCAGAAAGUACCGGUGCUGCCUCCAGUGUGCCUGUCAUCCUGCAAAUCCAGCCCAUACAGAUCAAACAAGAACCGAACCCCAGUGCCAUAUCAGACGCUGUCCCGCAGCAGCCCCAGAAAGCCCAAUCACCAGCAGCCCAGGCCCCAUCAGACAUCAAAAUCGCCCAGCUCCUGGUCAACAUCCAGGGGCAGACCUUUGCCUUGGUGCCUCAGCUGCUUUCUCCAGCAAACGUCACUAGCUCAAGCAAAACCGGAAACGCAACUUUGUCCAAAUUUGUCCGGAUCGCGCCGGUGCCCAUUGCAGCUAAACCCACUGGGUUCGGAGAGGGCGGUUUAGGCGGAGGUUCGGCUGCAGGGGUCCUUGCUGGAGGUCAGAGGUAUCAAAAGAACACAGUAGCAGACCUGAUUAAAAUGCACAAGUGCUCUUUUCCUGGCUGUAAUAAGAUGUACACCAAGAGCAGCCACCUGAAAGCCCAUCUGAGGAGGCACACAGGGGAGAAGCCAUUCGCCUGCACAUGGCCGGGUUGUGGAUGGAGGUUCUCCCGAUCAGACGAGCUGUCCCGACACCGCCGCUCCCACUCCGGAGUGAAACCAUACCAGUGCAUCGUCUGCGAGAAGAAGUUUGCCCGCAGUGAUCACCUGUCGAAACACCUCAAAGUCCACCGCUUUCCACGAAGCAGCAGGACAGGACGCUCUGCAAACGGACCCCUCUGACCCCGCUGACAGACUGACGCUAAAUGGCGUAGAAGGAGGGGCAGGGGAGUGAAUCUGUGGUUGUAUGUGUGCGUGCGUGUGUGUGACGAAAGGCCGAGGAGGUUAUGGUGUGGAUGGGUGACAGUCCAAAACACCCUUUAAAGGAGCCUGUGCAGGACUCGUGUGUGUUUAUGCGCGUGACGUACAUUCAUGGUACUGUGAUAAUUUAUUGGGUGACGAGGAAAAGACUGUAAAAACAAAACAGAAAACUGUUACUUGACACAGCACCCUCACAGGUGGAAUAAGCUUCUUGUAUAUUACGACUUUAUUCUCAAAUCUUUUUUAAUCUCAUUUGAAGAAAGAUUUGCUAUUCAGAGUAUUUUUACACUUUUCAGUGUGUUUUAUCGCUCAAGUCAAAAGCCUUAUAUCAGCAAAGGUUAUAACACUGGGGGGUCUGCUACUAUUUAAAACCCCCAUUUCUUUUUCUUUCUGUAUUUUUUUUUUUUUACUUCAUUGGAGCCAAAUGAUGUUUAAAAGUAAUAGUAACAAAAUACAUUGCUUAAUGGCUUGAAUUUAAUUUGUUGCCCUUCAACAAAAACUUACUGGACAUAGUAUUAGGAAGCAGUGGGGAGGAUUGGUGCCUUGGUUUAAUUCUUCCUUCACAAAUGGCAGAGUAAAAGAUGUACCAACAUUCCUUUAGUUUUGACUGAGUCUCUUUUGUUGCCUUUGAUUAUGGUUAGAGGGAAAAUUGUAGUGACUUCAAACACAAGAACAAAGCUCAAGUUCAUGUUGAAUUACUGCUCAGAAACAAAGAUCAUGACACGAUGUAAUUUGCACUGGCACACAUGACAUUUUUGGUUGUUUGCCUGUGCGUAGAAUUUGGAAUAUUAUGUGUGGUUAUACUGACUCUGUCUUUGAUUCAUCUGGUCAAAAGACUGUUUAUCAGAAUAAGUGUCGUUUUUACGGCCUUUUUUGAAUCAAAGCAGAUGGCCAUGCAACUACAUUCAAAAAUGAUCCAGAAAACAAUUCAGGCUAAGGUUGGUGAUACGUCAAAACUUCCAUUUAUCAGUCAUGACUUCAUGUAACUUUACUUACUUCAUAUCACUGCAGAGGCAGUGGGACAGACUGGUGUCAGUGUGCAUCAUUUGUUCCCCUGUCUUGCCACACCAGACAGAAAAUUAAAUAAAAUAAUCUACAAAUCAAAUUUAAACUGAGGCUUGUCUACUGGAAUUGUGAGCUGCCAGCACCAAUAACAGAACUAUCUUAGAUUACCAAGAUAAAUGCUUUAUUGCGAAGAUGUGUAACAUUUGCUGGACAACUUGCCAUCAUUGUUGUGAGUUAAAAUAUAUCGUACCUGAAGCACAAGUAGCUCAAUAUUUGUCUUUGAUGAGGUUGUCUAGCAUGAGGUAAUUUUAGCCACACCUGUAGGUAGCUACAGUAUAAGCUGAGGACCCCUCAAAAUGGCCCCGAAAACAGCCUUUACUGAUCUGAUCUGCUUUAAACUCUACACUUUAGGGUCUCUGCUGAUACACCUGAAAAGUCUGAGGUGGAUCGGAUAUAGUUGUGUUGAAAUAUGCAUAGAAAAGACACACAGAGACAAAGAUUCUUUAAUUUAUUUGUGAGAUGAAUGUACCAUGUCCUCCUUCAAAGGUUAUAUGCACUCACUUUAAUAUAUGGGAGAUUUAUAGCCAGCUUAAAGAAGCAAAAAGAGGCAAUCUUAUCCUUGCUUCAUUUUUCUGAGAGCAAAAAAUGAUUAAAUAACAUUUCAUAUUUAACUGGAAUUAUGUGUACUUGCUAUCUAUUUGCUGAGACUGGAAUUUGUGUGUCAAUACAACAUCAGAUAACACAUCCAAAGGGAAUUGUUAGGACUCCUUUUCCUUUACUUUGGUCUGAUCCCAGACAGAUUGUUACCGCAUAUUUGUCAUUAGUUAUAGAAAAUUGAAAAUCAUCCAAGAAACACUACAGAAUCACACAUUUGUUGCCACAAAAUAUGAUGCCUUUGUCUUGUACUGUAAGGGAUCAGCGACUGUUGAGCUUUUUGGCAAAUCACAUUUACAGUACCAGUACAGAAUACUUUAGUCGGUCAAUCUGCAUUUCAGUUGAAUUAAACCAAAUGAGUCAUGGGAGGGACAGCAGGUGCUGCACAGCUGCUGCACUCAGAGACGGGUCGCUGUGCCAUAAAGCCAAGAAUCAGCUGACAACAUUCAGUAUUGAAAUGGGCAUAAACAGUAAUGUUAAGAAUUGGAAUAGUGUCCUUUUUGAAAAUGUUGAUGAUUUGCAUAUAUGUGCUUUGAUUGACAAACCGUUUGGUGUGUUUGGUACACAGCCCCUGUCGCUGUUAUCUCUGUCAGCCAUUCCUUCCAUGCAAUCAGAAGAAACCCUCUUCUGAAUGGGUGUCAUCGACGAUCCCACGAAUGUAUGUAAAUACUGUAUAUGCAUCAGAAAGGAAAACCGAGCUAUUCUUCUAGUGAUUUCUGUGAUUGCAAAGAUUUUUAAAAAUGUAAAGUGUACAUAACAUGAUAAUUCAAAUGUAUUGUGUAAAAAGACGGCAACGUAUUUUUUUUUUGUCAGGUGUUUCCACAGCACAUUGCUGAAUGGGCUCAUGAAGUGUUUCAUGAUACGUCUAUUAUUCUUCAAAAGCUUCCAGGUGCAAUUAUCAGUGUAGCAUAUUGUAUCAUGAAACAUGUGAUAAGUUGUUUGGAAAUGUGUUCUGUUCUCACUUAACACAAAAAGAGUUGCUAAAAAAAUGUUAUAUUUUUGCUUUUGUUCUACUAUGUAAAACACAUUUACAAUAAAAAUCUUAAAACUAA